UGCGGAAUCUAUCACGUGCCUGACUGUCAUGGCGGCGCCCGGUGGAAGCGCAGUGAUGACCCCCGGGGCUCCGUCCUCUCCCGGGGACGGCACGCUGCAGUACAGCCUGAUUCUGGACCACUUGGUUGGAGAGAAGAGGAGACCGAAGGAUGUGAUUCCAGGGGGGCUCGGGGGGAUCCCCACACCCCUAAAAUCCGAGGAGCAGAAGACGAUGGAGCGGGUGAUGGAGAGCUGCGGCUUCAAGGCGGCCCUAGCCUGUGUGGGCGGUUUUGUCCUGGGUGGAGCCUUUGGUGUUUUUACUGCAGGUAUUGAUAGCAAUGUCGGCUUUGACCCUAAGGAUCCGUAUCGUACCCCCACUGCCAGAGAAGUACUGAAGGAUAUGGGUCAGAGAGGAAUGUCUUACGCCAAAAACUUUGCCAUCGUUGGUGCCAUGUUCUCCUGUACAGAGUGUUUAGUGGAAUCUUAUCGAGGAAAGUCAGACUGGAAGAACAGUGUAGCGAGCGGAUGUAUUACAGGGGGCGCUAUUGGAUUCCGAGCCGGACUCAAAGCUGGAGUGAUUGGCUGUGGAGGAUUUGCCGCUUUUUCUGCAGUCAUAGACUAUUACCUGCGGUAGGAACUCUCUGCAGCCAGGUGGCGCUGCUUCACCAUGGACAUCAUUAUGUAAUAGAAACACAUGGGGCUGAGGACGUUGGCACUUCUGUCGCUCCUGAUUUUGUACUUGACUUGAAGUAUGUUCUUUUACACAUCAAGAGUCUCCGUGAGCUGGACAGAAAUCCUUGAAGGAAACAAUGUGUCUACUUCUUCUGUAAAGAGAUCUAUUAUUGUAGGUUUUACUUGGAUACUUAUUUAUUCAUCUGUACAUAUUGCAGUGGAAUUAAAGGAACUCUGCAGGAAAAAAGCAUGCACAG
This is a messenger RNA of Bufo bufo (common toad), 908 nucleotides long. It is a transcript of the gene TIMM22, whose product is annotated as translocase of inner mitochondrial membrane 22. Lineage: Eukaryota; Metazoa; Chordata; Amphibia; Anura; Bufonidae. Bases 29 to 613 code for a protein of 194 amino acids. Gene Ontology annotation, biological process: protein insertion into mitochondrial inner membrane. Gene Ontology annotation, cellular component: TIM22 mitochondrial import inner membrane insertion complex. The record is from RefSeq and is a predicted model, not a curated record. The transcript is spliced from 4 exons. Gene Ontology annotation, molecular function: transmembrane protein transporter activity.